Messenger RNA from Haliotis rubra (blacklip abalone), 688 nucleotides. RefSeq names its product zinc finger protein 628-like. Bases 1 to 510 code for a protein of 169 amino acids. The record is from RefSeq and is a predicted model, not a curated record. The transcript is spliced from 6 exons. Lineage: Eukaryota; Metazoa; Mollusca; Gastropoda; Lepetellida; Haliotidae.
AUGCGUAAACUGUACCAUUCACCUGUCGAGAGUGUGGGAAAACGUUUUCCCGAAAAGAUAACCUUUUCCGACACAUGCGUUGCACUCAUGAGAGAGGAGCGACCACAUGUUUGCGAUAGGUGCAGUAAAUCAUUCACAAGACAUGAGAAGUUGAAACAACACACAUGUGCCCUAUCGCAGCAAAGACUAUCAGAAUAUCGAUGUAGCAAAUGCCCCGAGGUGUUCCCCUCUCCCCAUGACUUGACAGUGCAUUUUCGACGGUUUCACUCUAGUGGCGCAUCACAGGCGUCACGUGAUGAUGCACAGCCGUCUACCUCGAGAGGAGUAUCGAUUAGUGAGGGGACAAACCACCCUACACCGUCCACCUCCUCGGCCAGGCUGCAAGGACGAGAAAGUCUCGUGCUAGUGGAGCUCCCUUGUCUUCCCACGUCGCAGCAUUGGAUGGUUGUACCUGCCGGGCAUGUCAUAGGCGUUUCGAGGAUCGGUUGUCUCUCUACCGUCAUCAGAUGAUAGAGGGACACCGCGUCCUACCAUCACAGUCCGGCGGGAGUAGGGAUACUGAUGCUGCUGCUGGCAGUGAGCUCCAACCACGUCCAUGGGGAGAAGGUCCCGCUCCAUGGGUAGACGAGAGCACUGGCGAGGUGACGGAGCCCGGACUCCAGGAAGCCUAUGACCUGGACGCUCCGUA